Pelodiscus sinensis (Chinese soft-shelled turtle) is the source of this 3482-nucleotide messenger RNA. The record is from RefSeq and is a predicted model, not a curated record. NCBI's taxonomy places the organism in Eukaryota, Metazoa, Chordata, Testudines, Trionychidae.
GCGGCCCGAGUCUGGUUCCCCCAGGGCCCUGCCCGCGCAGCCCUGGCUGCUACACGAGUGCGUGACCCGCCCCGUGCGGUCCAGUGGGGGCUGCUAACCCACGUGCCGAAACUCCUUUAAAACAAAGACAUCAUGGAUAAAUACAAAAUCAUUGAAAUGAUUGGGGAAGGAGCCUUUGGCAAAGUAUUCCUAGCAAAAGGAAAGGUAGAUAACCAUCCAUCUGUUAUCAAAGAGAUCAAUUUAACAAAGAUGCCUAUGAAAGAAAAAGAAGCAUCUCAGAAAGAAGUGAUUCUUCUGGCUAAGAUGAAGCACCCAAAUAUAGUAACAUUCUACAAUUCUUUUCAAGAAAAGAAUAUGCUAUAUAUCAUGAUGGAAUAUUGUGAUGGAGGUGAUCUAAUGAGACGGAUCAAUAUGCAACAUGGAGUGCUCUUUGAUGAGGACCAGAUUCUGUCUUGGUUUGUGCAAAUUUCCUUAGGACUGAAGCAUAUUCAUGACAGGAAAGUUUUACACAGAGACAUAAAAGCACAGAAUAUUUUGCUUAGCAAUAAUGGAAUGAUAGCAAAGCUUGGGGACUUUGGCAUUGCAAGAAUGUUGAACAAUACAAUGGAGCUUGCUCGUACCUGUGUAGGGACACCCUAUUAUCUAUCACCAGAAAUCUGUGAGAACCGACCAUAUAACAAUAAAACAGAUAUUUGGUCUCUUGGCUGUGUUCUGUAUGAGCUGUGCACCUUAAAGCAUCCAUUUGAAGGCAACAGUUUACACCAGCUGGUGCUGAAGAUCUGUAGAGGACAUUUUGUCCCAGUGUCUCCCAAGUAUUCAUAUGACCUGAGGAUUUUAAUUUCCCAGUUGUUUAAAAUAUCUCCAAGAGAUCGACCAUCUAUCAAUUCCAUAUUAAAGAAGCCCUUUUUGGAGAAGCGCAUCACCAACUACUUGCCCCCUGAAGUAAUACAGGAAGAAUUCAGCCACUCUGUUAUAGACGAAAUAAGACCUUCAGCAGCACAUCCUGUAGCCAAGCUGGUGCAGGUUCCUAAAGUUCAAAAAGUGAGAGUCCAAGACCAUUGUUCUCCAAGAUCAAGGAUGUUGGAACCAGUCAAGAAACAGGAAUUAUUACAUAUUAAAGAAUGGAAACCUCCUUCAAGAGUCCACCAACCUAUUGUCCAGCAUUGGCGCUCCAGACUUAAGAUGGAAGGAAGGCCAGACGCUGCCAGAGUAUAUGGACAUUAUGGUCAUUAUUAUGAUAAACUUGAUAGCUUGCAGAAGAGACUUUAUUUACAAGAUGACCUUUCUCACUUCAAUCAAAGAGUCAAUGAGUAUUAUAAACAGAAAGGACAAGUUGCGCCUCCCCCACCAGAGUGGCCUGCAGAGUAUCUUCAAAGACGGCUUGAUGCCCAGCAGUACAAGAUGAAAGUAGAAAAGCAGUUGGGACUGCGACCAUCCUCUGCUGACCCACAUCACAACCAGAUCCAGCAGCAGGAUGUGAAGGAAGAACAGUUCAAAGACUGUCAGUGGGAUCUGGCUAGAAGGAAUGAUGAGAUGAAAGAAGAGGAAUACCUGCAACAACUACAGAAAAUUAGACAACAGUACUACAGUGAUGUAAAAGAACUAAGAUGCAAAGCAGAAGCACUGCAGGAGAAUCCAAAAAUAAGAGACAAAACCUAUCUUAUAAAAGAAGGAAAAUCUGGAGGCCAGCCUGAUCCAAAAGAUACUCCUCGAAGAAUAGAAGAACCAGUCCAGGAUAUUGAACAAAAUUUGAAAUGUAUCAUACUACAGAACUGUCAAGAGAGACGAGUCCUGGAAAAGAAACAUAAAACAAAGGGAGGAAUAAAAUUUGAAAUUAAUUUAGAUGUAUACGAGCAAGAAGAGGAACCAGAGAAACUUAAUGAUACAUUAGCUUUUGAGGAUGGUCAGAAUCUUAAGGAGAAAUGGAUGAAGAUCUCUGAAGAUCACACACAAAAUACUCUGAAAGAACUAUGCUUUCAGGAAGCAGAGGCUGGCACUGUAGAUAAUGCCGUAGCAAACAGAAAACAAUGGGAAGCUAGAGCCCCGCAGACUCUCCUGGAUUUUCUAGCUGAGGCAGAUGUCACAUCUGUCUGCUCUACAAUGCCUGAAAGUGAAUGUGCUGGCCAGGUUAAUGUCAUGUUUGAAGAAAUCCCAAAAACCAGGAAACAGUGGAAAAAAGAAGCACCGAGAACACUGCUGAAUAUCUUAGCACAAGCAGAACUGUCUAAUGGCUCCUUUGGCAGGACUGAAGAGGAAUCUGAAGGGACAUUAACACUCUGGUUGCCAAAGGAGAAUAAUGAGGAUAAAGCUGAAUCAAGUUCCACUCUUGAUACUGAUGAAAAUGGACUUGAGCCAAGAUCUGAUGAUGAUGACACGAAUUUUGAAGAAUCUGAAGAUGAAUUGAGGGAUGAGCUGGUGGAAUCACUAGAAAAAGUGAUAACUUCUAUGUCAGAGGAAGUCAGAGAGGUGCCAAUCCAAUCAACAAACAAAGACAAACCAGAAGAAGAGAAAGCAAGCUUAGCUAGUGAAAUUCAUGGGAAACCUGAUGAGGUUUUAGAUAAUAACACUGAUCCAUUUAUUGCUGACAUGUAAUGGAGAAGGCAGUCAGGAAGCAACAAUCAGAUAAAAUAGGAGGCUGUCUGCUGCUUCAAGACUUUCAUAAGUUGAUGGAAGAUACAGCCAUAACAGGGCUAAUAUUUUAAAAACAGGUGCCUGGAAUUAGGUUCCCAAUCUGUAUUUAGGCACCUGUGGGCACUCAUCUGAAGCAAAUGCGAGCUGCUGGGCAUGCUGUACUUUUGACAAUCAGGCCAUUUAUUCAAGUAGCUAAAGUUAAUGUUUUUUCUUAAGUCUCAUACCAGAAUGAAAAGCAAAGUCAGCUCCUGCUUGCAUCUUUACUCGUCAAUUCUGCCUCUUUAUCCACUCUUUAGUACAUUCCUAACUAUUCUAAAUGAAUAAAGUGUACUCUUCCAGUUGUCAUAGGCCCACUCCCCUAGCUCUCUUCCCCCAAAUCCAUCUGUUCUGUGAAGCUUUCCAGUCAUAUGUUGUCCUAUACAGCUUGUAGCUCUUGCUAGUAAGCUAGAUUUGCACAGCUCUUAUUAUAUAUAGCAUCAUUUACACUUAGGCUAUUUUAUAAUGAUCAGGGCUUGACAAAUAAUACAAUCUACUCGCCACAGGCAAGUAGAUUGUAACCCAGAAGAGCGGGGGUCAGGCGAUCUGCGCCGGUCAAGUUUGCCAGACCAGGGAAGGUCAACGCUAGCCCCUCUGUGCAAGACCUGGCAGGGCUGCCAGCCUUGUAGGGCUUCUGGGGCUCCCUGGUCCAGCAACAUCUGUGAUCCAGUAGGACCACAGAUGUUGCUGGAUCAGAGUUUCCCAGUUCAGAGAGGUUUAUCCUGUAGCAGCAAAGUUUACUGGUACCACUAGGGUGUUAUGUGUAUCAAUUUCUAAUUAGAAGUGCCAUUAUGUGCCAAAAAAAAAAAAAAAAA